This is a messenger RNA of Sporothrix brasiliensis 5110, 1830 nucleotides long. RefSeq names its product pth11-like integral membrane protein. Lineage: Eukaryota; Fungi; Ascomycota; Sordariomycetes; Ophiostomatales; Ophiostomataceae. The record is from RefSeq and is a predicted model, not a curated record. Bases 1 to 1830 code for a protein of 609 amino acids. The transcript has 2 exons.
AUGGGCCUCUAUUCAGAUCCCCCGCCCAUGAUGGCCUUUGCAGAGGUCAAGCCCACCUUGCUCGUCUGCUGGUGGAGCACCAUCUUCUGCCUCACCAUCAUCCUCCUCCGCAUCGCCGGUCGCUACAUCCGCUCUGAGCGGCUGUUUAUAGAGGACCGUGUCGUGUCCUUGGCCAUCAUCCCGCUCUUCAUUCGCAUGGGCUGCGUUCACGUCAUUCUCAUCUACGGCACCAACAAUGUUGCACUCGAUAGUUUCGAGCUUUCAGAGGUGAACCUCCACCGCCGUGCUGUGGGCAGCGGCCUCGUCCUUGCCAGUCGCGUCUUCCACGCCGCAACUCUAUGGAUCUUCAAGAUCGCCAUCCUCGAGUUCUUCAAGCGUAUCAGUGAUGCAUUGUCAGAACGCUUCUCACAAGUCGCUCUCAUCGCUAUUCGCUGCUUCCUCGUCGUUACCUUUAUUGCUGUCGUUAUCAGCGACCUGUCCGAGUGCCAUCCUUUUGUGCACUAUUGGCAGGUCGCCCCAGACCCGGGCGGCCAAUGUCGCCAGGGCUUUGCCCAGCUGCUGACCAUGUCUGUCUGCAACGUCUUCACAGACCUCCUGCUAGUCCUUUUCCCCGUCCCGUUCAUCUUCUUCAGCCACCAGUCCGUCAAGCGCAAGGUCCAGCUCAUCCUCCUUUUCUCACUCAGCCUGGGCGUCGUCGGCAUCACGAUUUAUCGCGCCACCCGUGUCAUCCAGGAGCACGGUAACCAGCAGCUGCGCUCCCUGCUCGCUUCUGUCGAGCUUCUCUUUGCCACCGCGGCCGCCAACUCACUUGUUCUGGGCUCUUUUGUCCGUGACCGCGGUGUCAAAAAGAACAAGUUUCGUGCAGGGUCCGUAGUCGACUCCAUGGAGCGCUCCAGCGUCGUUCGCUCCCGCCGCCCAACGGCUAAUCGCCAUUGGGGCAGCGACGAAGACCUUGUGCGCGAUCUGGGCCUUGGAGUCCAGCCCGAGCUGCGCGACGCCCCCGACUCGCUUAUUGGCGAUGACAUUAUGUUUGGCUCACCGGGCGGACGUGCCGUCCGGCCUGCGCCCAUCCUUAAAGUGGACGGCUCGGCCGUCGACCCUCUGCAUCAAGCCCACGACAAUAGCGGCGAAGGCAGCAGCCACAGUGGCGGCGACAGCAGUGUCGGUCAUUGCAACGGCCAUGGCGCUGCGGGCGACUUUGGUUCGUGGCAGUUUCCCGAAAACAGGCGCCGUAGUGCCGCAACGAACAGCGCUCAAAGUGCCCAGAGCGGUUUGAGCGGCCUCAGCGGCCAGAGCGACGACGAUACGCUUCUGGCCCGGGACCCUCUGAGUCCCGCUUCGCGCAACAACUCGACAUUCACGCCGCGCAAGGUGGCUUUCUUUGAUGCGGGCAACCUCCUGGGCGGCGACAGUGGCAGCGGUGACAACGAGUCUGAGCCAGAUACGGCCCGGAUCAGUACGGCCGGCGGCGUCCGCUCGCCUACCAGCAUUGGUGGGGGUGUUAUGCGCUCAUCCACGGACAGCGUGCCGCCGUCGCCCGCCCACACGGCGAGUGGGCGUGGCUUCCGGCGCGGCUCGACAGCUCUGCUGCAAGAUCUUGGUGGCCUGCUCGGGCCCCCGACCUCGCGGAACCGGCAGCGAUCCGAUGGCCACUCUCCGACGCUCCAGACGCUACCCCAGGGUACGCCGAUGCAAAUGCCGCCGUCGCCUCUGUCCUCGUCGCAGUCGCCUACUCAGUCGGGUCAUGCAACGCCAUCCAACUUGGACAACCUGACGUUGAUGGACCCAGGCGGCUUGCUCAGCAGCCCGGGUCCGCACCGCAGGGUGUAG